AUGUCGAACCUUCUCGCUGAGCAUCGACAAGCCAUUGCAUUGAGCAACAUGGGAGUCUCUCUUCUAGAAAAAGGCUUGUACCGCGAGGCUCUUGAAACAAUAAAAGAUUCUGUCGUUGCAAUCAAGGGGCUUUACGGUUCUCAGCGAUGUCGCUCACAAAAUGAACAUGAUGUGCCUGUCCCCCUUGCUGAUGAAGUAAAACGGGCGUAUCGACGACUAGCACAAGGCAAACGGGAAAUUGUCUCAAUCUCUAUUGAGGUGAUUGCAGACGACGACGGUUUCUGUUCUAUCAAGAAUCUGAAAAAAAAUCUUACUCAUUCUUCAAAUUUCUCAAUAUGCUACCCCAUUCGCAUCGAUUCCUUUAACUCUGAUAUGCAUUGUCUUGAUUUCCAUUCAGGAAUAGUUCUCCACAAUUUCUCCACUGCGCAUCUCUGCCUCUCUCGGCUCCCGGAAUUGUCGCCGAAUCGCGCUCAAAAACUUAGGGAUGGCGCGUAUAAGGUCGGCUGCCUCGCGAACAAAACUCUGGCAAAAUUGAUAUUGGACGACAAUGAGGCCACUUUUUGUGGACAAGUGCUGCAAGAAACCAGCUUGUUCAUUGCUACGCUGGCAACGCUUAAAACUCUUGUUUCAGUUCUUCACGAAAGCGGCUGCCUCCGAGAAGCGAAGGCAUUCUUUCAGCGCAUGUUAGACCUUCAAGGUGCAGUUCUUGAUGUUGGCGACGUCGAAUUGUAUUGUACAAUGGCAGCUUCAGCUGCUUAG
Messenger RNA from Phaeodactylum tricornutum CCAP 1055/1, 759 nucleotides. RefSeq lists its product with no specific name. The transcript has a single exon. Lineage: Eukaryota; Bacillariophyta; Bacillariophyceae; Surirellales; Neidiaceae. The coding region runs from base 1 to 759 and encodes 252 amino acids. The record is from RefSeq and is a predicted model, not a curated record.